AUGUUGUUUUUCUUGUCGUUUAUUAUUUUUAUUAUUAUUGAGGGGGUGGGCCUCGAUGCAAAAAUGGCAACAAUAGAUGCGGCUUCCUCGACGACGAAACGCCGGUACGCGGCGAAGGUGGAGAAGGGUGAGAAUGCCUGGCGUCGCGAGUGGUCGAGUUUCAUGUCGGGCAUCAACAUGAAGGAGUUGCGAAAGGGCGGGGGCGUCAUCCUCCCAAAGUCUGCGGAUCUUGAGGUGGCGGAGACCAACAGCCGUGGCGACGCAUGCAACUUCUCGUAUUUGUUUGCGUCCCCCGCGGAGAAGAAGGCGGCGCGACUUGCGAGGCAGCGUGAGGACGAUGAAAGGCGGAAAAAAGGUGCACUUCAAAGGGCGGGGCAGUCCAGUAAUCCGAUGGCGCAGUUGAGCAAGCAUGAACGGACGUUGUUGGAGGCGAGGCAGCGUGGCCUGAAGAUUGACGGGAUGAAACGAAAGGAGGUGCGACAGUUCCUGCACUUAACGAUCUCAAAGGAGCAACAGGAAGCGGAACGGCACCAAGAGGAGUUCCGGCCGCAUGAGCUUAUGGACAAGAAACUGCAGUGGUACCAACAGGGCCCACAUCCCAUCGAUAUUAUUGCAGAGAAACUUGUUGUGCGAAAGGCGGCGAAGAAGGCGAAACAACUCGGGCUUCGCUACAACUAUUUGAUGCCGCAUGCAUCAUGGCUAGCGAAAAGGGAACAAAGGCGCCGGGAGCGUCUUUUAGUAGGGCUGGGUCGACGCUACUUGUUUGAUGAGGAGGGACGUAUGAUGGAUAUGUUUGGCAAUUACGUGGACACGAUGUUCUCCACGGCAGUGACGCAGGGCGUGCACGCCGGGGAGACGGGUAGGGAGGAACACAACGCAGAAUCGCAACACCCUCCAAUGGGGGAACAAAAGAAAAGAGACUCUUCUGUUGUACCAGCGCCAAACAUGUGCUCUGACGCUUUGAUUGAGCCUUGGAAAGCCUCCAGUUCGUACGUGCGCGCCGUGGUGCGGGACCGUCGGGUGGCAGACGCCAUUAAGAAUGCGAACAUCACCACUUCGUACAUCAGCAGUUCACUUGUGAUGGGUCCAAGCAUUGGAGUCGAUGACGAUGAGGAGAAUCCUCUUCUCGCGCAGAAACCUGUGAAACGAACGGAGCCUCGUCGAGUGAAAGCACGAGAGAUGCGGUCUAAAGCGGCCUCCUUUGAGCCGUAG
This is a messenger RNA of Trypanosoma cruzi, 1212 nucleotides long. RefSeq lists its product as uncharacterized. Bases 1 to 1212 code for a protein of 403 amino acids. The transcript has a single exon. NCBI's taxonomy places the organism in Eukaryota, Euglenozoa, Kinetoplastea, Trypanosomatida, Trypanosomatidae. The record is from RefSeq and is a predicted model, not a curated record.